This is a messenger RNA of Nerophis lumbriciformis (worm pipefish), 528 nucleotides long. NCBI's taxonomy places the organism in Eukaryota, Metazoa, Chordata, Actinopteri, Syngnathiformes, Syngnathidae. The record is from RefSeq and is a predicted model, not a curated record.
UCCGUCAUGGGAGACAUCGACAUCGAAGCUCCCGACGCCAGGCAGCCGAGCCGCAGCGUGUUGCAGUCGAUCCUCCCCAGCAGAGAGUUCGCCUCCUCCAGGAAAGGAAUGCUGCUCAUCGCUGAAGUGGUGCUGUCCUUCGUCGACUUUGUAUGCUUUGCCGCAUCCACAGCAGCCGCCUUUGUGACAGUCCCACUCCUGGAGUUCCUCGCCGCUCUCUUCCUGCUUUUUGCCUACUCUACCAAACUCAACGAGAGGUUUAAAGGCUUCUUAUGGCCUCUCAUGGAUUUCAUGAGAUGUGUUACAGCUGCCAUCAUUUUUUUCAUUAUUUCUAUAAUUGCAGUAUCCAAAUAUGUAGAUGGCUCUUCCAAAGCUGCUGGGGUUUUUGGCUUCCUCGCUACAAUUGCAUUUGCUUUAGAUUUUUAUCUCAUUUUUAACGAGCUCGCCAAUUUCCUGAAGCAAGGCGGAGAGACCACAGAGGAGCAUUCCGGACAGCAAGCUGACAUUUCCGACUCUGAUUCGGACUGA